AUGGAACAAUUGAGAGUAUUAGAAUUUUAUAGUGGAAUUGGUGGUAUGCACUAUGGUUUACAGGAAUCAGGAGUUGAUUUUCAAGUGAUUCAAUCAUUUGAUAUUAAUACAAAUGCAAAUUUAAAUUAUAAAUAUACAUUCAAUGAAGACUCAAGUCAAAAAAGUAUAGAAUCAUAUAGUGUUGAAGAGUUAGAAGGAUUUAAAGCGAAUGCAUGGUUAAUGAGUCCACCAUGUCAACCAUUUACAAGAUUAGGAUUACAAAAAGAUGAUCAAGAUAAUAGAACCAAUAGUUUUUUUCAUUUAUUGGAUGUUUUAACCAAAAUAAAAGAUCCACCAACAUAUAUUCUAAUUGAAAAUGUUUUUGGAUUUGCAAAGAAAGGUUCAUCGAAUACUCGUGAUCACCUUUUAGAUACAUUAAUUAAAAUGAAUUAUAGUUUUCAAGAAUUUCAUUUAUCACCACAACAAUUUGGUUUAGCAAAUCAAAGAUUAAGAUACUUUUGUAUUGCAAAAAGAAAUGGUAAAUUAAAUUUUAAAAAAGAACAAGACAAACAUAAUGAAAAGGUUGAUGAAAAUAAAUUAAAUAAUAAUAGUAAUAAUAAUAAUGAACAAAAUAAAUAUGAUAAUUUAAAAAUUUUAGAUCAUAUUCCAGGUUAUGAUUUUCAUACAACAUUAGAAGAGUGUGAUGAAAUUUCAAAUUAUUUCGAUAAAGAUUUAACAGAUGAUGAAUUAUAUGAAAAAUAUAAAGUACCUCAUAAUUUAUUACUUUCAAAGGGAAUGUUAUUUGAUAUAAAACAAAAAGAUAGUAAAACUAGUAAUUGUGUAACAAAGAGUUAUGGAAAAUUUAUUGAAGGUACAGGUAGUAUAAUUCAAAUGGAUAAUAAUUUCAAAGCAGAUAUAAAUGAUAAUAAAUCAUUAAUACCAUUAAAAUUAAGAUACUUUUCACCAAAAGAGAUUACAAGAUUACAUGGUUUCCCUGAAGAAUUUAAAUUUUCACCAAAAUUAACAACUAUACAAUGUUAUAGAUUAAUUGGUAAUAGUUUAAAUGUUAAAAUUGUUUCUGAAUUAUUAAAAGUUUUAGUUUCACCAAAUGAAGAAGAAGAACAACAAGAACAACAAAAGGAAAAAGAAGGAAAAAAAUAA
Messenger RNA from Dictyostelium discoideum AX4, 1140 nucleotides. It is a transcript of the gene dnmA, whose product is annotated as DNA -methyltransferase. The record is from RefSeq and is a predicted model, not a curated record. NCBI's taxonomy places the organism in Eukaryota, Evosea, Eumycetozoa, Dictyosteliales, Dictyosteliaceae. The transcript has 3 exons. Gene Ontology annotation, molecular function: DNA (cytosine-5-)-methyltransferase activity; methyltransferase activity. Gene Ontology annotation, cellular component: nucleus. The coding region runs from base 1 to 1140 and encodes 379 amino acids.